AUGGGCGCAGGGGGAGGUUCUGAGUGUCCCGAGGGUGCCUUCCGGGUACUGCGCUGUCGUUCGCACACAUUCUGCACACACCCUCAUGCUCACUCGCUGAUCCAGAUCCGCAUCUUGUUGUCCUUUUCGGGCUCUCUCUCCGUUACUGCCGCCCCAAUCCCUUCACUCCCAGUUCCUGACAUAGCGGCAUCAUCACUUUGGCUACCGACACUUUCUUCUGCCACUCAAUCUUUGCCAUCGCUGGACCCCUUGGCAGUAUUCCUUGACACCGAACCAACGCCCUCCAGUCUGUUCACACGAACGAAAACUACUUGUCGGGAUCACUAUACGGCUGCCAGGAACCGCUUUCAUAUUCCCCCUCCACCCGCGGCUUCCCCCCUCGAGGUCUUGCUGUACAAUGAGGACGGCGACAUUACCGAGACGUCGAUACGCAACAUUGCCUUCGUGCGUCGUUCACCACCACGCUGGGUGACACCUUCAGCUUCCACCGGGUGUCUGCCUGGCGUAAUGCGCCGUUGGCUACUCGAACACGGUCGGAUAGUCGAGGCUGUCGAAGGCGAGCUCAAGCGGGACGGGGUAGUCGAAGGAGAGUACGUUCUGACUUUCAAUGGAGUUGAGGGUUGUCGUAUAGGACAAAUCAGGUUCAAUGAAUGA
Molecule: messenger RNA, 654 nt
Organism: Trametes versicolor FP-101664 SS1
Lineage: Eukaryota; Fungi; Basidiomycota; Agaricomycetes; Polyporales; Polyporaceae
Exons: 1
Coding region: 1-654 (217 amino acids)
Molecular function (GO): catalytic activity
Source: RefSeq, a predicted model, not a curated record